UAGAGGGAGCCUUGAAAGAUUUCAACUUGUUAUUUAGAGAAAAGGAGAAGGCAACACAAAGCAAGUGUUUAAUAUAUUGUACCUACAUUCAAGUAAGGACCAAUAGAUGACUAAUGUGCAUAUGAAAGACAAUUCAACUAUGGAGGAUGACAAUGAAAGCCACCUAACUCCUCAUCUAUGCACUUUGAUGAAAGCUGAGAAUGGGAGUAACAUAAUUUCCCCUACCAUACAAGGGCAGAAUAUUGGUAAUAUUACAAUCAACCUAACAACCAACCUUGGCAAGAGUGGAGAUGAAAGCUGGAAUUCAAUUACAGUUUCAGACAAACUUCUACAAGAUACCAAAACAAUCCACAAAUCUAUGCUCCGAAGAAAGUUUGAAUGUGUACAUGAAAGCAUUGCUAAACCAGGACAACAGCCUCUCCUGAAUGACCUGUUUACAAACGUUUGGAUAACUGAGGGUGAAUGUGGAGGAAUGAAUUCUGAACAUGAAGUGAGGGAUAUAAAGGCCAAAAUGAGAAAAAGAACACAGGUUCAUUCCAUGAAACGGAAUGACAUAUUCAAACCCUUACUGGGCCAGAAACAAGUAAAGACUGUGUUAACAAAGGGAAUUGCUGGGAUCGGAAAAACCGUCACUGCGCAGAAAUUCAUACUUGAUUGGGCAGCUGGACUGGAAAACCAAGAAUUUGAUCUUAUAUUUGUUUUCCCAUUCCGUGAACUCAACUUAAUAAAAAAAGAAAUCAGUCUACUGGAACUUGUUCAGCAAUACUACCCACACAUGAAGAAGGAUGAACGCAUUUUGACAGCCGAAUCUGUAAAAUCCCUGUUCAUCUUUGAUGGGCUGGAUGAAAGUAAACUAUCAAUAGAUUUUUACAAAUGUCCACCCUGGCUAGAUGAAGAAAAGUCAACUUCUUUAGGUGUUUUAUUAACAAAUCUGAUUCGGGGAAACUUGCUUCCUAGUGCUUCCCUCUGGAUAACUUCCAGGCCAGCAGCAACAUGUCAGAUCCCUGCUGUUUACAUAAGCAGAGUGACUGAGAUACAAGGGUUUGAAAAUCCGGAAAAGGAAGAGUACUUUAGGAAGAAAUGCAAAAAUGAAACACUGGCAGACAAAAUGGUCUCAUAUAUAAGGACACAUAGGAGUCUUUAUAUAAUGUGCUACGUUCCUGCUUUCUGUUGGAUAUUAGCUACUGUUUUAGAGCAGACAUUGAACACUGAUCACAGUGGUUAUAUUCCUAGAACUCUGGCUGAAAUUUACACCAAUUUUCUAAUCGUUUUAUUAACUUUUCAGAAUCAAAAAUAUGAGGAUCAAGCGAGAUGGACAAGCUACAGUCUGCUGGAAUCAAAUCAAAAAGCCAUUCUUAGCUUGGCACAGCUGGCUUUUGAAAACCUGGAAAAAGGUGAUAUUGUUUUUUCUGAGAAUGAGUUUAGAAAAUAUCAUAUUGACAUAAGCAAGCCAUCAGUUUACUCUGGAGUAUGCAAAGACAUGUUUAUAGAAAACUCAACAGCAACUCAGGACAAGGUAUAUACCUUUGUACAUCUGACAAUCCAAGAAUUCUUUGGAGCUUUACAUGUUUUUGCUACCUAUCAAAAUAAAAAACAAAACGCACUGAAGAAGAAAAACAUAAGUAAUAUAUUUCCUUGUGCUAAAAGAGCACCUAGUUUAUUUGAUGUGAACAAGUCUGCAUUGGAUAAGUCAAUCCUCAGUAAAAAUGGUCACCUCGAUCUUUUUCUCAGGUUUUUAUUGGGUAUUGGCACAGACAAUAAUCAAAAACUGCUAAAUGGACUUUUUAAUCCAGAAGACAAUUCAGAGGAUAUCAAGCAGACUUGUAGCUACAUUAAGGACUUGAUCAGAAAGGCUGCCUCACCAGAAAGAUGCAUCAAUCUUUUCCACUGUUUGAACGAACUGAAUGACAGCUCUCUUGUGGAAGAAAUCAAAAUGGCCAUAAACUCAAGAGCUCUUUUAAAACAAAGGCAGACUCCUUCAUUGUAUUCAGGGCUUGCCUAUAUUUUGCAAAUGUGUGAAGAUGAAAUGGAUGAAUUGAACUUGCACAGAUACCACAUGUCAGAAGAAGGUGUACUGCGAAUGCUGCCUGUUGCUAAAUUUUAUAAAAGACUGGUGCUGGAGCAAUGUGGCAUCACUGCUGAAGGUGGUGACAGUCUCGCUUUCACUCUCAGUUCACAUCAGUCAAAGAUAAAGGAGCUGGAGCUGGGGUGGAAUAUCCUGGAGGAUUCAGGAGUGAUCCAGCUGUGCACUGGACUGAUCGACGCAAACUGUAAAUUACAGAAGCUGGGGUUGAAACAAUGUGGUCUCAAAAGUGGAUGUUGUGAGGCGCUUGCCUCUGUUCUCUGUUCAAGCCACUCACAUUUGAGAGAUUUGGAGCUGAGAAUGAAUCAGAUAGAGGACUUGGGAGUGAAACUGUUGUCUGCAGGACUGACACACAUGAACUGUAAAUUACAGAAACUGGGCCUAGAGAACUGUGGCCUCACAUCAGGAUGCUGUGAGGAUCUUGCUUCUAUUCUCUGUACGAACCAGUCAAACCUGAGAGUGCUGGAGCUGGGAAAGAAUGCUCAACUGGGGGAUUUGGGAGUGAAACUGCUGUGUGCUGGAUUAAAGGAUCCAAAAUGUAAAUUAAAGAGACUGGGGCUAGAGUCCUGUGGUCUCACAAGUGGAUGUUGUGAGGAUCUUGCCUCUGUUCUCUGUACAAAUCAGUCAGUCCUGAAAGAACUGAACCUGAGAAUGAACCAAGUCGGGGAUUCUGGAGUGACACUGCUGUCUGUGGGACUGAGUAAUCCAAACUGUAAAUUACAGACACUUGGCCUAGAGUUCUGCAGUCUCACAGGUAGAUGUUGUGAGGCUCUCACCUCUGCUCUUUGCACCAGCCAGUCAAACCUGAGAGACCUUGACCUGGGAGCAAAUAAACUAGAGGAUCCAGGAGUAAAAUUGCUAUCUACUGGGCUGAGGAAUCCAAAUUGUAAAAUACAGAAACUGAAGUAA
Polyodon spathula (Mississippi paddlefish) is the source of this 2992-nucleotide messenger RNA. RefSeq names its product NACHT, LRR and PYD domains-containing protein 3-like. Gene Ontology annotation, molecular function: protein binding. The transcript is spliced from 10 exons. Lineage: Eukaryota; Metazoa; Chordata; Actinopteri; Acipenseriformes; Polyodontidae. The record is from RefSeq and is a predicted model, not a curated record. The coding region runs from base 107 to 2992 and encodes 961 amino acids.